AUGUCGUCAAAUUAUCCACCUACCCCAUCGUUUGGAGCCCACUACCGUCCCUCUCAGCAGUGGGCCCCAGACUUGUCUUCUGCAUCGUCAGUCGAGGCAGCUCAUGGAUACCACCAACCUCAAGCCCCUAUUCCUCUUCCCCCUCCCCCCCAACCUUUGGGGGCCAAUAGCACUUCUGACUUCAAUAUCAAUACUCAGAUUCCAGGCCUCUCGGGAAAUAAUAGUGACCAUCUGGCUUACACUCCACCCUUUCCCUAUAUGCCUCCGUUUCGCCAUACUCCUCACCAGGCAGAUACUUACCCACCGACCUUUGGUGCCGCUUCCCUAGGCUACCCUCCCCAGGGUAUUGCCCAACAGCCUCAACAAAACGGUCAAUCUGAUAUCGCACCUGCAAUCGUAGUGGGUUCUGCGCUAAAAGAAAAUAAGCCUGCGUGUUUGGAUGCGAUUGAGUCCCCGGAACUUAUGGAUCUUAGCGAUCGGGAGGAAGGGGAGCUAAGCAAUGGGGAGAUAGAAGAAGAGACAGAUUCUUCUAAGUCUGAUGGCUACCAAAACCGUCAACUCAAAGAUGCCAAUUCGGGGCCAUACCCUCCAUUAUAUAAGCCAGAUGAACGACUUAAGCGGUUUAGUGUCGUUGAUACCCCGGGUAUUCGCGAUGGUUCACCAUCGCCUCAACAGUCAGCUGACCGAGUCGCAGAGCCUUUUCCUCAUCCCCAUCAAUCAAGUGCCCAGCACCCACAGAAAGCUCAACUGCAUUCAGAUAAGCCAGUAAGGCUUCCGCCCUAUGAGCCGACUAAGAUGGAUUCUGGAUACUCUGCCCGGGACCCAAGAUCUAACCACCUAGCAGGAACCACAAAUCCAUGUGAUUCAUUGCACGCUGCUUCCAUUCAGUCACCAACCCUACAUGACAAAACAACUAUUAAUAACAACGGGACCCGCGCUUUACCUAUAUAUAGCAAGACCCCAGCACAACUUCGAGUUCAGGCGCUAGGAGCGUUGCUAGGUUUAGCUCCGCACAAUAUAAAAUUUGAUGAACUUGUGAAUGAAGGCGUCGACCCGGUUAUUCUCAAACGACUUUAUGAGGAAAUUGGGCUCAAAGUUACAUCCACACAGAAGCCUGCAUCUCAGCCUGUCACUUCUAAUGAGUCAAAAGGGGCGAUGGCUGAUCCACUGACAAAAACUCCAAUCGCCCCCGAUCCAACACCUCGGCCAGUGAGCCAAGGCUUUCUAGGUGAACCUGGCCGCGAGCCGGUCAGCAUAUCGGCUCUCAAACCCACACAAGAGGCAACAACUGUGCCGGUUACAAAUGCUAGCAAGCCUAUGGAACGCAAGGAUUUGAUUGCCCAGAUGCUUGCAGCCAAAGCAGGAAAACCAUCUGGUAACUUAGAGCCAGGGAAAUCUGAAGAUUUAAAGGAAUUAAUAGCCCCACAAAAGCAGCUGACCCUUCCUAGCAAUGAUACGCAUAAAGAUGCUAAAGGACCGGCACAGAAAUCGCUGCAACAAACUGCCAGUGAGACCCGCGCAAAAGAGAAGAAUAAAGCCCAAACGGAAUUGGCUAGACAGCGAAUGGAACAACUGAAGAAGCAAGGUCUUUUGAGAACCCAAACUCGACCAGUUGUCGAAUCCCCAGUUGCAACCCAAUCAAUUCCCGCCAGCGCUGGACCGGCUCUCUACCAAAAAAAUCCAAUUCAACCGUCCCCAUCUCACACUCUCCAAACUCGCCCAUCCUUGAGUCAUCCGCUACCUUCUCGCCCUCCCGAACCCGAGCCACCCUCGCCUGCUCGCAUCCCUGGUUUGUUUAUGACGAGUUCGGAACCUCCCAAGGUUGAGAGGCCUUCCGUUUCUAAUGGUGACUCGAUCGAGUCAACCCAGCCAUUGUCGAGGAAAAUACGUAGCCCCCGAAAACGCCCCAGAGCGUCCGAUUUUACCGAUGAUCCGAGCCCCAUUCCUCCAAAGAGAAAAUUUGCCGAAGAAGGGAGAGCGGCGAGCCCCCAGCUCAAGGUAAUUAUCGAUAUAAGUGAUGACGAAUUUAUUUAUGGGUCAGACAUCGAUGCUCCUGUGCCAGAGCGAUCUGCAUCUGGACCUGCCAUCGCCGGCUCGGACGGGCAUGCGACAUCGACUCUCCUGCCAUCUAGGGAUUUCCCUCCUCUCUCCGACUCUCAUUCACGAAAUUACUCUCAUCGCUCUACUCCAGCAGUAUCUCUACCACAAACACCUGGCCGAGUCAAAGAACAGGAUGAUCUACACGUCAAACACAUGGAAAUAUUGGCCAUGCGCCGGAAAAUAGCUGAACUGGAGAAAAGGCAAAAAGAGAAACUGUCUACAAGCCGGUUAGAUUCGCCGGGCGCCUUAGUUCGGCAGACUACAACCUCGGCUGAAGAAAAUGGGUCCGUUAUAACGACUCAGGGGUUGCAAUGGAAGUCCACAGUGGCAGCUUUACCUGACAAACCCCCUUCAAGUCAGCAUGGGAAUUCGUCGGUCGUUCUCAGCAACCCUGAAGGGGUAAUGAAUCCAGGAGCUCAAUCAACACCCAAUUCCGUUAGUUCGAUGCGUAUUCAGUUAGUUCUGUCAGAGACUCCUUUCGAUUCCAACCAGAUUGAAUCGAUACGCAAAAAGUUCAUGCGGAAAAAGGAGAUAGAGUCUGGACUACCCGCACUUGAGGCUGAACUGCAGAGAUCGGAGGCGAGAUUAUUACAAUUUCGUGAGGAGGAACAGAGGCUUUUGGCUGAAAUCGAGAAAGGAAGAGCUGGAAAACAGCGUCUGGUCGAAGAACUGGACGCUCUUGGAAUUGAAACAGCAGAAUUGUCUAUUGAAGAGCUCCAAGCGACCAAGGACCGUCUAGAGGAGGCAGGUGAGAAUGGAGAUAAUGACCAAGUUCCACCCCAAACUUCUCCGAUGGAUUCUGUCGUAAGUGGUGCGCAAAUCACUGAAGAUUCAACUGGCGGGGGGGUAGUUCAAGAUCAUGAAUUCACUUCAACUGUCCAACCGUUAACCGAAGAGCCAGCAGUGACAGUCAAGCGUUUUGAGAAUGUCCCAAAAACAUCUCAAGAAGCGAUAGAUAUGAGAAUUCCAUCCUCCAAGGAAAACGAGGAGGACAUUUCCCCCGGCGACAUGGCGGACGACGGGACAUCAUGCUCUAGCUCUGCUAUGGAUGAGUCGAUGGGUCACACAGAGGAUCUGUUUGCCGAAGAGGAGGCGCAAGAGCAGUUGGAACCGUUAAUAGAAAAAGAUCAGUCGCAUUCUUCUGAAUCCAUGGUACACGCAGUUAUGACCGAUUUAGAGGAGGAGCCGUCUCAAACAAGUGGGUCUCCUAGGCCUCUCUGUACCACCUCGGAGAACCAAGCGGCUCAUUUCAUGCAUCAAGCAGAUAUCACUGACGAUUCAAUGAAUUCCCGGGAAUCUUCAGUUGGGUCAGAUGUAUAUGAGCCACCUGAACCUGAAUUUGUUCCCCAAAAUUCCCAUCCCAUAGUCUCACCACCCUUCGGCUCCGCUUCGCCAGACAAUGAUAGUACAGAAAACCAUUCGGCUCCCGACUCUCUCUCAUCUCAACCUUCCCGAGAUGUUAACGCACUAAUUCUAGACACACAGGGAUCUAUGACUGAACCUUGCCCGGAUCCCACCAAGGAUAACGAGGAUACAAGGCGUGUAAAUCACUAUUUCACUCCAUAUAACAGCCCUUUGAAGCUAUUUAGGGCCUAUCGAUAUCAUCCUCGUUUUACAGAAGAUAUAAAUGGGGGUUUUCGUUCGUUAACUUACAGCCACAAAAUCGAUCCGCACAACUAUAUAUGCCCAUAUGAAGCCGCAGGUGGAUCUUGUAACGACCGUUCGUGUGAAUAUCAACAUUUUCGAGAUAUGGCCUUGAGCGAGGACAAAAUACUUGUUGAAAUGGGCUCCGUGAGAGAAGGCAAGACUCCCGAAGAAAAAGAGGAAUAUGUUGCGGGACUAAAGCAGACCAUCAACGAUAUGCGCCGCGACAAGGUGAAAGACUUCAACACUGUUGCGAUGGAAAUUGCCGGCUACCGUAGACGAUUCCUGGAUGACCCCUCCCGAGUUCUGGCCUUGUAG
Messenger RNA from Paracoccidioides brasiliensis Pb18, 4062 nucleotides. RefSeq lists its product as uncharacterized. The transcript has 5 exons. Gene Ontology annotation, cellular component: exosome (RNase complex); nucleus. The record is from RefSeq and is a predicted model, not a curated record. Bases 1 to 4062 code for a protein of 1353 amino acids.